Messenger RNA from Xyrauchen texanus (razorback sucker), 2490 nucleotides. Its product is annotated as oocyte zinc finger protein XlCOF15-like. Gene Ontology annotation, biological process: regulation of transcription by RNA polymerase II. The record is from RefSeq and is a predicted model, not a curated record. The coding region runs from base 187 to 972 and encodes 261 amino acids. Gene Ontology annotation, molecular function: DNA-binding transcription factor activity, RNA polymerase II-specific; RNA polymerase II cis-regulatory region sequence-specific DNA binding. The transcript is spliced from 3 exons. NCBI's taxonomy places the organism in Eukaryota, Metazoa, Chordata, Actinopteri, Cypriniformes, Catostomidae.
CACGGCUGGUUCUGCUCUAUGCUAAGAAACCUUUGCGGAUAAAACCAGUUUUCUUCUCUUGUCCUACAUAUGGAGAUUUAGUUGUGUAAAGAAGUGAAGAAACAUUGUUUAAGGAGGUUUCACUGAAAUAUGAACAAAUAAAAGAAGACUUGGUGCUGAUUAAAUUUGUUAGCCUUGCUGCUGAAGAUGGAGUUUAUUAAAGAAGAGUUUGUGAAAAAGGAGAGUGAAGAUGUCAGUAUUUCAGAACCCUUCAGUCUGAAGAAUGAAGACACUGAGAAACAAAAAGACUUGAUGAAGCUGAAAGAGGAAAGUGAAGAACUGAAUGAAGUGGAGGAGAAACCUCAUAAUCACAUGAGAAUGCACACUAUCAAGAAGCCUGUCACAUACUUUCAGUGUCUGAUACGUUUUGCAAAUAAAACGACCAUGAGAGCCCACGUGAUAUGUCAUACAGGAGAGAAGUUACACCAAUGUUCUCAGUGUGGAAAGAGUUUCAAUCAGGCAUCACAUCUCACUGUUCAUCAGCGCUUUCACUCUGGAGAACGGCCAUUUAGCUGUGAUCAGUGUGAUAAAACAUUUGUCUGUUCGUCACACCUGACAAGACACUUGAAAAUUCAUGCAAAUGAGAAGCCUUACAUGUGUUCUCUUUGUGGUAAGAGUUUUAAUUUGCUGGCGUAUUUUAAACAACACCAGACGAUACAUACUGGUGUGAAAGAUCAUGUGUGCGGAGAGUGUGGGAAAGCAUUUGUCCGAAUCGGUACCUUGAAGCAGCAUGAAAAAAUUCAUACAAGAGAAAAACCUUUCAAGUGUUCACAUUGUGAAAAGAGUUUUCCUUAUCGAAAACACCUCAUAACACAUGAGAAAGCGCAUACUGGAGAGAAGACGUAUGACUGCGCUCAAUGUAGGAGGAGUUUCAGCUCUUCAGGUAAUCUUGGGAGACACUUAAAGAAAAACUGCCCAAAGUUGUCACAGUGAGCAAACUGUAAUGAUAAUUUUAUUUAUAAUUCACAUUUUCAGUUAAUGAUAUAUAUUGGUACUUUGUGUGUGUGUGUGUGUGUGUGUGUGUGCGUGUGUGUGCGUGUUUUUGGGAUUUACGAGGACAAUUUUGUAAGUUACAAAUUAGUAAUUACAAGGGUAUUAUGCUAUAAAUGUGAUUUAUGAGGACAUUUCUAGUGUCCCCAUAAUUCAAAUCAGCUUAAAAAUCAUACUAAACAAUGUUUUAUUGAAAAUGUAAAAAUGCAGAAGGUUUUCUGUGAGGGUUAGGUUUAGGGGUUGUGUUAGGUUUAGAGGAUAGAAUCUAUAGUUUGUACAGUAUAAAAGUCAUUAUGUCUAUGGAAAGGCCUCAUAAUGAUAGGUAGACCAACGUGUGUGUGUGUGUGUGUGUGUGUGUGUGUGCGUCGCGUGCGUGCGUGCGUGCGUGCGCGCGCGCUGCCAAACUCGUUACCACCUAAACAGAGAGGCCGGGGCUCGAGGCCCCAGAGCCCCGACCCUCUGCACAUGCUUGGUGAGGCAUACUGAAUAAAGAAAAGUUGCAGAUUCAAGCACAACGAGAAGUGAUCCAGCAGCUAUUACCAUUGUGACAUUAUACCUUUUACCCUGUAAAUGUCAUGCACUUUGGAUAAAAGCAUUGAUUUCCUAUAAUUGCAUACGAUUCACAAACAUGAACAUGGUAUUUAGUUAUGUAAAAAAUGGAAACAAGAGUAAUACCAGUGUUAAAUGCAUUGAUCACCUAAACACAUAGCAACCACAAAUGCAUUCUUGGGGUAGGCUUUUGUGGUCUCCUUAAGUGACCAAUGAGCUGCUGCUUUUACUGAAAAAUUGACAAGAUGUCAUGCUGAUCUGAACGUUUUCAUCUACGUUUGCACACACAUUGCAAAUGCCAAUUUUAAUCCAAAGUAAUUCUCCCAAGUAUUUCUCUUGGGGAUUUUCCUACAACAAAAACAAAAUAAAGGAAGAAUAAAAUGGAGAACAAUCUUUUUUUUAUUAAACUGAAAGUCUUUUCAGUCCUUCACUGAAAGCUGCGUAUGGACAGGCAUUCAAGCCUUGAUGGGAUAAAUACACAAUAUUUUAUUCACACGGUACACCUGUUGUUAUUUCGGCAUGCUCCACCUGAAAGGGAGUCGGAAUAUCUGUAAUCCCUCCACCAUUUUGAAUUCAGCAAGUGUGUCAUACGUCAGACUGAAAAGAGUGAGAUCUCCGCAAGAGUCGAUAAGUGUGAUACCCGCAGACAAAAUCAAGUUGUUUGGAGUUGGCUAGUGUGCCACCAGUUUAAAGGGACUUUGCUCUUGUGGAAUUUAUUUGUAAAAAAAAAACAAAAAAAAUAAUUCAGGCUUGGUCAUAUGGUAGUUAAUUGUUGACUGCAACGUUAAUGUUAUUUCUUUUCUUACUAGGUGUAGUACAUUUGCAUAUUGUUUGUGUAUUUUGCUGAUUGUACUUUAUGAAAUUACCAGGAAUAAAUUUUUUUUUUUAAAUCUUAAUCCAGGAAACUGAAUA